CAGUCAAUUACCGGAACGCAAAAAUCUAAAAAAAUCUGUAAGGUUGCGACGUCGAAAGAAUUCUCCUACCAUAGAGGAUAAAGCUGAAAUUCCCCCUAAAUUUGAAAACACCAGAGGACGAGACAAAUUUCUUCUAUACGAUUCUCGGGACGACGACGAUAUUCAGCACGGUCGUAUUAUCAUGUUUUCGACAAGGAGAAAUAUGGAAAUAUUGUCAACGUGCGGAACUUGGUUUCUGGAUGGUACCUUCAAGGGAUAAAAACGAAAAUAAGCUGCCUUUUAUUUUACAAUAUUGUUUUAAGGACGCUAAGAGAAACGAUGAAAAUAACGUAAACAUUUCAGCUGUUUGUAAAGUAUGUUCGAAGACUUUAAAAGGAAGUGUGGUGUCAACAAUAAAUUUCUUAAAUCAUUUGAAGAUUAAAGGCCAUGCUGACAUGCUGAAAGAUUAUGAAAAGUUAAAGCCCGUAAGUGUUAAGGCUACCAAAAGAAAAGCGGUUCAAGAGAAUUGUACGUCGAAAACAAAAACAAUGAAGCAAAGUACUUUAGGAAUAUCAGAAAAAUCAGUCAAUUUGGACAAAUUAAUUUUAAACUUUGUGGUUGAAACCAUGUCGCCAGUGUCAAUUAUAGAAAAUAAAUCUUUUAAAGAUAUGUUGGAAGCAGCCAGUAAACUUACAAAGCCUCCUAAAGUCAUAUGUCGUCAAACGCUGAAUAAUAAAAUUGAAGAAAAUGACUUUGGUAGUGGGUAAUAAUUAUGACGGGUAAUAUUAUGAAGGGUAACUACUUACAGAUGAACUUCACUUUUGCUUAUGAUAACCUGUCAAAUCAUAAAUAUACAACGACGAAUUUAUCAAAUUACACUGGUCGACAAAAAAUAACUUUUUUUCUGAUUCAAAGAUCGGACAAGGAUAUUCUUAUAGGAUUUUCAUCGCUGAACGC
Molecule: messenger RNA, 936 nt
Organism: Leptopilina heterotoma
Lineage: Eukaryota; Metazoa; Arthropoda; Insecta; Hymenoptera; Figitidae
Exons: 3
Coding region: 240-746 (168 amino acids)
Source: RefSeq, a predicted model, not a curated record